Molecule: messenger RNA, 1348 nt
Organism: Hipposideros armiger (great roundleaf bat)
Lineage: Eukaryota; Metazoa; Chordata; Mammalia; Chiroptera; Hipposideridae
Product: killer cell lectin-like receptor subfamily F member 1
Exons: 4
Cellular component (GO): plasma membrane
Source: RefSeq, a predicted model, not a curated record
GGGCCACACACGGACUCUGCUUUUGAUCAGGUGAUGUCUUUCUUUCCAUCUAAUUCAAAGAUGGAUUAUUCUGUUUACAGGGCGUUUGGACAGGUGCAAAACACAGAGAGAUCAAUGAAGCAGAAGCCAACUAAACAUCCCUAUCAUUGCCAACACAAGUGGACAUGCAAAGCAAACUCUAGACUAAACUUAUGCCGUAAUGACUGGGUGCAGAUGAAAGAGAAAUUUUAUAAAUUUUUUGAAACUUUUAAAUCCUGGAUCGAGAGCCAAAAAUCAUGUUCAAUAAUGAAAUCCCAUCUCUUGAUGAUCCAAGACGAGGCUGAACUGGAUUUCGUGCAGAACAGGAUACAAGAUGGAGUCUACUAUUGGAUUGCAUUGAACAUUACACAUCCACAAAAGACAUGGGCCUGGCUGGAUGGCACCCCAUUAAAUCCACAGUUAUUUCACGUCAGGGGCCAGGUUGAAGAUCAUGCCUGUGCUGUGAUAACAAAGACGGGUGUUUUUGCUGAAAAGUGUCACGGUCAGAGUUACUGGAUUUGUCAAAAUGUGAUUUCUUCAGAUGAAGACCUCUAAAUUGAUCACAAGUAUCUUUUUCAUUAAAAAAAGUUCACUUUAUUUAUGUAUUUUUGUAGAAACACUUUCUUUUUACAACAAAUAUAUGGCGAUAAUGAUGAUAAUGGUGUAGAUUUGUGUCACUAUAAAUCCAGGCAGUCAACCUCAACUUAGUCCUUAUCUGUACCUGGUCACUUACACUGUAUUUCUGUAGUCAUCUCCCAUUCAUGAUAGCGGCUAUUUCAGACAGAAACUAUCCUUUUGUCACCUCAAUAAUUCUCUCUCUGAACCUCUCAUUCACCAUGAGCAGGGAAGCUUGUUUGUUUUCUUUUUUUUUAAAGAGAAGACAUCAGAUGAUAUAUUCCUGAACUUUCUACCAUUGAGUCUACACAUUUGUCUGCAUCUUACUUAUUACUUUUUCCUCUCCUCCUUCCAAAAAAGCUGUAUCCCUCUUCCUAUCUAAAUUAAAUCUCUAAGCCUGUAGUCAGGACUGCAUCUCUUUAAAUUUUUUCAAGGAAAUCCCUUCCUUGAUUACCUCCCCUCUAACUUCUUUCUUCUUAUGGUUCCUUUUUCUAUCAGCAACUAAAUGUGGUAGAGCAACAAGAAAACUUUCCCUCAACCACAUGUGGCUUCUAGUUUCUGUCCAUUUUUUUCCCCACCCCUUAUAAGUCAAACUUCCUAAAAAUUGUUCGCUUUUUCCUCUUUCUACCUACCACUUCAAGUUCUAAAAUGUGACUUCUGUUUUUCCUACCAUUUCACUCAAGUGUUCUUACCAUGCCACCAAUGACUUUCUUCU